UCGUCAUCAACGGAGCUUCAUCUGACGAUCCUGUAUUUAUACAAUCAGAUGCUCUGCAUGAAUGUAUUGAACUGAGAGAGAACACAGAGGUGUCAUUCGUCAGAGAUGGAGUGUCAGAAUUCAAAUUUGACCUGCGCCAUUUGCCUGGACCGUUUCCGAGUGCCUGUCACCAUCCCCUGCGGUCACACCUUCUGUCAGAGGUGCAUCACCGUCCACUGGGACACCCAGAGCAAGUCAGAUGUGGGCCCCCAGUGCCCGAUCUGCAACGAGAAGUUCCCCACCAGGCCCGUCCUCAAGCGCAACGUGUCCCUCUCCGUCUUGACCGAGGCGGCGAACAGCAACAACCCCUCCUGCAGGGAGUCGCUGACGAGGGGGGGCGAAGGGGCGAGGGCGAUGCUGCUGUGUGAUCGCCACAAGAAGCCCCUGGUGUAUUACUGCAAGCAGGACAAAAUGUCGGUGUGCUGCGAGUGUGCCAUCUCCGAAUGCCUGAACCACGGCAUGGUGCUGUUGGAGGCGGAAAGGGAAAGUCAAGAGCUGCUAUUGGAAAGGAAGAGCAUGGAGGUGGGAAAACUCUUGGAAGAGACAGAGAGGACUAUUGACGAGCUGAGUGAGAAUAUCAACAAAGCCAAGGUGACUCUACAGCAGACUUCAGCCUGGGUGAACACCAAGUUCUCCACGCUAUUGCACGUGCUGGCCGAGAAGCAGGAGGCCACAGAGCGCUUCAUCGAGGGGGAGAAAGAGGCCGCCCUCUCUCAGGCCGAGGCCAGGCUCGCUGAACUGGAGGAGAGGGCCCAGAAACUCCGAGAGAGCCAGGGCCAGAUCGCAGCCCUGCAUAACCUCUCUGACACUCAGCUGAUCAAGGAGUCCAUGCUGGUAGAGGUUCCACGUUUCAAGGACAUUCCGGUGGAAGUAACGCCCAACCUGCAGGAUCGGCUAAACGGCGUGACAGACGUGCUGUCCCGGGUCUCCAAGCUGGUGUGUGAGGACCUGGAGAAAGCUGUGAGCACCGCCGUGGGUCAGGACAAACAAGGUUCCCCGCAGGAUAAGCGUCCAGUUCUGGCUGUGGUUCCCAGUCCAGCCGCUCCAUGCCACCCUGGAGGGAAGGAGGGCCUCAGUGCCUACAGAUGCUCUCUGACCUUUGACCCCCGCACGGCCAACGGGCACCUGCUUCUGUCCCAGGAAAACCGGAGGGCGGAGCACCUGACCUCCGGGCCGCGCCCCGUCCCCGCCCACGAGGCCCGCUUCGACCACACCUGGCAGGUGCUCUGCUUUCAGGGCUUCACCCACGGACAGCACUACUGGGAACUGGAGGUGUCGAAGCCAUGGGCCUAUCUUGGGGUGACCUACGAGACCAUCCCCAGGAAGGAGAAGGGCAAGAGGUGCAUGGUGGGGAUGAACGAGCUGUCCUGGAGCCUGCAGCUGGACGAACGGCAGCUGAGCGCCUGGCACAACGGCCGCAGGGAGACGCUGGCCGGCCACUCCCAGCACAGCCGCAUCGGCAUGCUGCUGGACUACGAGGCCGGGACGCUCACCUACUACGGGGACGGGCAGACCAGGCUCCACGCUUUCCACUGUGCCUUCACCCAGGAGCUGUUCCCCGCCUGCUGGAUAGGGGAGGGCGUCAGCAUCACCCUCUGUUCCACAUGAGCUGACUCACACGGGGAGGUGAAGCUGAUGAGGAAGGGAGUUCAGCGAUCAGUGAUGAGCUGAAAAAGGAACAAUCAAAUGUGGGCCCUAGCUGGCCCCAGGUAGAUGCAAUUAACCAUUUAGAAGAUUUUUUUAAAAUCUCUUUUUCCCUCAUCUCACAUCUUAUCAUGUUUCAAGUAGAAGAACCGAUCUUGUAUGGAAACAAAGGGACAUCCUGAUUGGCCUUGUGUUUUUUUUUUAAGUAUGACUGAAAAAAUGCUGAACUUUAGAUAGAUCAAAUGUACUUUUGCAACUAGACAAGCAAUCUCCUCAACUGGAGGGCACAAUUUAGCGGAGUCUACACAAUAUUUUGAGUUUAGGUGGUCUACUUUUAUGCAAUGGGUAGUCAUUAAGAUGGCUGGGCUCACAGGUACACAUUAGACGUAUGGGGAGGCGUCUAGGCCGCACUGACAUGCAGUCAUCACACUGGAACAAAGGGAAAUGCAGGGCGUGCAUGAUGUUACUUUACAGUAGUGACAUGCAGAAAAUGUGCCCAAACCAUCCCCGAUUCCUGCUGCGCUCUUCUUUGAAACCAUGGUUUUGCCAGCUGCUUAGAUUUUGUUGCAUGUCUGCUAGUUUCAGCUGUACAGAUACAGCUCUGAGUUAAAAUAACUUAAUCCUCAUAAAGGUGCCAAAUAGAGUCGUGUUCACACUAUAAGAAGAACUGGUGCAGACAAGUUCAUCCUGGUGGAAAAACACUACAGUUAUCGUGACUGAAAACUUUUAUUUUUUUUUUUAAAGAGGUGCUUCAAAAAUCAGAUGUGAUUUUGCUGUUGGGAUAUCAUUUGAAGACCUUUCACAAAUGAGAAAAAAGAUCCACUUGUCUAAUUAUCAUCUGUGUGCACAAGAAAAGGUUUAAGAAAAGACAAAAGUCAUUGUGUUGAGGUUGCACCAAGUAAUUUACAGCCGUGUGAUGACUAUUUGGAUAUUUUUUCUAAAAUGGUGCAUCAAAAAAAUAACUUUAGGUUUAGUACAGUUUGAAAUUUGAGAUUUUUAAAAAUCUCAUACAUGUAAUAUCUCCAGUUGAGGUAUUCCAGCAACAAAAGCACACUGGAUUUUAGAAUUGUCUCUUCACUGCAGUCGUUUUUUGAGACUGGAACCCUUUUUAACCAGAAGUAAAUUUGGAUAUAAUGACAACUACUAUGGCAUUUGGAGACAUGCAAUGAUGUGCUUUUAGUUUUGUUACAUUUAAAGUGUCACACAGUGGAACACAGUGAUGCUGAGUGGAUUGCAUUUAAGGUGGCUCAUAUUUAAUACUGACGAUUUCAACAAUUCAUUCUUGAAAUGGAAAUGUCCACUCAUUUUUGUUCUUCAGGUUAGAGAUGAAGUGGCAUGUUUUCCACACAUCACUGAAGGAAAAACCGUUGUGUGUGCAUUUCCUGUUUUUCCACUGUAAUGAUUGCAGUUCAGUGUGGCGUAAGUCUCAAAUUACAAAAUCAUUCAUGAAGAAUUUAUAAAAUCCAUGUAUCGCACAUUCUUUUGUAGGAUUUGUGAUCAACAGAACUGAACAAGCAUUCUCAAGACUCACAGUGAGCGUCCGCUCUUCUGGCUUACAUGAAUGCUUGUUGGUCAGUGGAAGCUAUGAGCUUCUCUUUACCUUUUUGUGUUUUCCAAGGUCUACAACUGGCCAACUCCUUUUUUCCCGAACCCCAGAUUGGAGAGAAAGAAAGGAGGCCAUACUGUCAUAGACAGAGUUUGGAAUGCUGCACUUGUCAUGUAGCCAUCUUUACAAAUGCACAGACUUUCGAGGGUGAUCGUAUUAUGCUGCCAACUGGUGUUGCACAUAAUGCCAAAUUCAUUAGUCCAUGACAUUAUAGUCUCUGCUUUAUUUUUCUUUAUUGCAUCCAAGCUUGUGACUGACCGCUGUUAACCAGUCUGAUUCCUCGACUCUAGAGGUGAACGUGAAACCAAGAGGGAAGCAAAGCACUUGAUCAUGUGGCCUGUAAAGGACAUCAGGCCAGUCCAAGGUAUAGUGGACCCACUCCAUGUGAUGACUUUGUCCUGUUCAUCUGCUCCUUUUAUUCUCCCAUAAGUGAUAUAGGUGAAAUCUUAACGGGAAGGGUUCCAUGGCUGUGCGUUGCUACUGAGAACAUGUAGCUGAAAAUGGACCGCUCCUUAUUUAUUGGGAUCUGAACAGGAAUGCACAAAUUGCACUGACAUUACAGUCCCAAACCUGUGAUGCUGACAGUGACGUGAUGAAACCUGCUGUACUGUACAGAUGUUUUUAACGGGCUUUUUGCCUUUUGACUUUACCAUGAGCGCUUCGAAAGCGUGGCUGUGACCUUGGAAAUGUUGGUGAACUCGAGGCUCAGGACAUGGAACAUCUUUGGGAAAACUGUCGUGGAUUUGCACAAGUGGAAGCUGUCUGGGAGCACAGACAAGGACCACGGACUGCACGAGAAGGGAAAAGCACAGUUUAAGGCUGCUAACGCCUAGUGACAUUUCACCUUAACCCCCCUGCUGAUGUUUAUGCUAAUGCACUAUGCUACGUGUUCAAAGUGGACAUUGAGUAAACCCACCCAUCAAUGUGUGAUAGAGCAAUACUUAGUGUAGAAAUAAAGACGAAAACACUCACACUUCACAUGAAUCAAGAAUCCAUUUAAUAAAUUCCAAUCCAAUGCAUACAUGCAUUAGUUGCUGUUGAGAACAUGCUUUGUUUUGUCCACAUUACUUUUUUGCCAUUUAAAAUAAAUUACUCAAUAAAUUAGUUUGAAAUAAAUACAGAGCUUUAUUAAUAUACACACAGCCAUGACAGAGCAAACAGGGGCCCAAUGCAUAGCGUUCUGAAAGUGCAAAGAAUCAGCCACAGAUGUGUCACAGAUACAGUAUAUAGAUUAGUGAUGAUACAGGAAGGAAGAGAAGAGGCCCGGACACUAAGGUGCUCAGAUCAGAUUUUAAGACCUCAAACAUGUCAGCUCAGAUUACAACCAC
Myripristis murdjan (pinecone soldierfish) is the source of this 4617-nucleotide messenger RNA. RefSeq names its product tripartite motif containing 65 (gene trim65). Bases 106 to 1647 code for a protein of 513 amino acids. The transcript is spliced from 8 exons. Lineage: Eukaryota; Metazoa; Chordata; Actinopteri; Holocentriformes; Holocentridae. Gene Ontology annotation, molecular function: zinc ion binding; protein binding. The record is from RefSeq and is a predicted model, not a curated record.